This is a messenger RNA of Lathyrus oleraceus (garden pea), 741 nucleotides long. Its product is annotated as protein MAIN-LIKE 2-like. Bases 1 to 741 code for a protein of 246 amino acids. The record is from RefSeq and is a predicted model, not a curated record. The transcript has 5 exons. Gene Ontology annotation, biological process: meristem development; meristem maintenance. Lineage: Eukaryota; Viridiplantae; Streptophyta; Magnoliopsida; Fabales; Fabaceae.
AUGCUAUUGUUUGGGAACUUGCUAUUUCCCGAAGGGACGGGAAAUAGCAUAAAUUUUAUGUACUUGAGUUUGCUCGGGGACAUUGAUAGAAUAAGCACAUAUAGUUGGGGUUCUGCAGUAUUAGCAUUCCUAUAUAGCUCUUUGUGUAAAAAUGCACAAAAUGAGCACUGUACAUUUUCUGGAUGUGCUUUUUUGCUUCAAACAUGGGGGUGGUGGAGAUUGCCGAGGCUAGCCCCAGAAAAUCCUAAUGACUACUCCUUCCCCUACGCAACUAGGUUCAUUACAACCGGACUGGAUUACAGUCUUACCCCCAAAAAUAAAAUUAUAUUUUAUCGUCAACUGUUGGAUCGUCUCCGAGCACAGGAUUUUAUUUGGAGGCCAUAUUUGGGAUUGGAACAUCAACCAAACCCCGAAGAUGCAGCUGUUUGGACAGCAAAAACGGCCAUAAUGCGGUUCACCACUGUGGAGAUGCACCAAAGUGACCGUGUCAAGCUUCAAUUCGGAAUGCAUCAAGACAUCCCAGGCCCCCCAAUGUCCAUGGAACCUUGGCAUCUAAAAAAAGUCAGCCACCAGUGGUAUGCCCAAAAUUGGAAGGAAUUUGCUAAGGAGUUUCGAAAAAUGUGGAAAGACCACUAUAGAGGUGAAAUAACAACAAAACAAAGACAGAAGAGAGUGCCGUUUUUACAUGACUAUGUAGCAUUCUUAUUCAUGAUAUAUCAGGGAAAUAAGCAUUUAGUAUAA